Messenger RNA from Cladophialophora bantiana CBS 173.52, 396 nucleotides. RefSeq lists its product as uncharacterized. The coding region runs from base 1 to 396 and encodes 131 amino acids. The record is from RefSeq and is a predicted model, not a curated record. The transcript is spliced from 3 exons. NCBI's taxonomy places the organism in Eukaryota, Fungi, Ascomycota, Eurotiomycetes, Chaetothyriales, Herpotrichiellaceae.
AUGGCCUCGAAACAAAAGGAACACCAACUUCCAACGCUCAAACGGAAGUCUACCGAUCUAUACCACAUCCAACACAGAGAACUGACAAUUGAUACCAAAUGCACUCUCCAUGCCGGGCCCACCGUUACGAUCCUCUUCAAGAACAACACUGACACCGAUGGCGACGUCGUCCGUGUCGUGUAUGAAGACUUCCCAAAGAACGUCGCUACUGCCUUUUUUACCAAGUGGGAGGCUGAGUUGUCCCCUACCAAAGGGGCGGUUGGCAACAUCAAGAAUAGCACCCGUCAGACGAUCGUCGUCAGUGGUGCGGACGGUGACACAUGGCGGAAGAUCCUCGACUGGAUGAUCCGAUGUUGCCAGGGAUUUGGCUAUGCCCAGGUCCAAAUCAAAAGUUAA